This is a messenger RNA of Mugil cephalus (flathead mullet), 1879 nucleotides long. RefSeq names its product claudin-4-like. Bases 231 to 902 code for a protein of 223 amino acids. Gene Ontology annotation, biological process: bicellular tight junction assembly; cell adhesion. Gene Ontology annotation, cellular component: bicellular tight junction; plasma membrane. Gene Ontology annotation, molecular function: structural molecule activity. NCBI's taxonomy places the organism in Eukaryota, Metazoa, Chordata, Actinopteri, Mugiliformes, Mugilidae. The record is from RefSeq and is a predicted model, not a curated record. The transcript has a single exon.
AUCACAGGGAAAAAACACCCGAGAAGACACAUACACGCUGGAGAGAGUUUGUGGAGGAAAUUAUUUUUAAUUUCAAAUCAACGCUUCUGGAUUCAGUAGCAGGUGCUUCAGCUCCGGGAGAAAAAGGCAUAGCUGAAAGAAAAAAGAAAGAAGAUUGACAAAGCAGAGAUUAAAGGCCAAUUUGAACCAAGAGGAGAUAAAGGACAUACAAAGGAGUAUCUGGGUGCACAAUGGCGUCUUUUGGACUCGAGCUGACCGGCAUCAUUCUAUCAGUGCUGGGCUGGGUGCUGAGUGUGGUCAGUUGCGCCCUGCCUAUGUGGAGGGUCUCAGCCUUCAUUGGCGCUAACAUUGUCACCGCUCAGAAGUACUGGGAAGGCCUGUGGAUGAAUUGUGUGUUUCAGAGCACAGGGCAGAUGCAGUGUAAGGUCUAUAACUCCAUGCUCGCUUUGCCUCAGGACCUGCAGGCCGCCAGGGCACUCACUGUCGUCUCCAUCCUCAUCGGGCUGCUGGCACUCCUCAUAUCCAUGGUGGGAGCCAAGUGCACCAACUGCACUGAGGAAGAGGCCGUCAAAGCCAGAGUGAUGGCCGCCUCUGGAGGGGCCUUCAUAACAGCAGGGCUGUCCCUACUGGUGCCCGUUUCCUGGUCUGCACACACCAUCGUAGUUGAGUUCUACAGUCCGCUCAUCCUCGAAGGACAGAAAAUGGAGAUUGGGGCAGCUCUGUAUCUGGGAUGGGCCGCCGCAGCCCUGCUGCUUAUCGGAGGGUCCAUUCUCUGCUGCAGCUGCCCUCCACGGGAAGAGAAACAAAUGAAGUACAGCAUACACCCCCAAAGUCGUAUAGCAUACUCUGCUGCUCCGAGGUCAACGGCUCAAAGCUCCUACCACAGAAGGGACUAUGUCUAAAGAGAACUAGUCCUAGGGACUGGGAUGGAUCGUAACCUCCUUCAUAUCAUGUAUCCUGUAUUUUUGUACAUUAUUAGGACAGAAAUGUAGCUCAGUAGUAAUCACGUUGGUUGAGUGUUGCCAAUACAGUAGUUUCCGAGAAAAGGAUAAAAACAGAACCCGUUGUAGAUAUUUAUGACACUUCUGAAUGGAUUUAGAAACUCUUCGCUGUUGUCUUGAUGAUACUGUUUACACAAAGAUAUUGGUCCAACAACGAAGAGAGGGAAAAAAAUAUCCAAAUUUAAAAGGACGCAAAAAGAUGAUGGUAAAAGAUAAAGUGGUUUACUGCAUUUGUGGUGUGGUUUACUCUCAUCAAGUCGUCAUUGUAUCCCAGAGAAAAACUGUUAUUUUAUAUAUAUAUUUUUUUCUUUUUACAUUUGGAUCUAUGAGGAUGUUUGUCAUUGUACUGAUCAGUGUGUACAUAUUUAGUAUCAUCAGAGUAAAUAGAGUCACUGUUGUAAUGUGUUUUUUUUUUUUUUUUUACAAUAUAUUUUUUAUGUUCUUAUAAAAUACAGAUGCAGAAUCACACAACAUUAUACAGCCAAAUACAACAGAGCUCUCUAUGUGCACCAGAGGCAGGUCAAAAUGGCGGAGUGAACCAUAAAAUGAAGGGAGGACGUCAAUAUUUGGUUAGAAUGAUAUGCGAGGGCUUUUAUUGGUUUCAUCUCUAUCGCAUCUCAGCCUUUUAAGGUUUAUGUGUUCUGACGUUUCCUACAGCAGUUGACUUUUGUUUUUGUUGUCGUUGUAACAUAUCUUUUAAUUUUUUUUGUAUUGACCUUUUCUGUUCUUCUGCCACAUACUGUAUUUUACGAUUUCAUGAAUGCUUUAAAAGAAUGCAUGUGAGGCAUAUAACUGCAAAUGUUUUGUUUUUAGAUCUGCUGAUGCGAUUAAAAUGAAGUGAAAUCAAAAUGAAUAAAUAUUCCUAUCGUGAAACAUUA